Messenger RNA from Hydra vulgaris (swiftwater hydra), 929 nucleotides. The record is from RefSeq and is a predicted model, not a curated record. Lineage: Eukaryota; Metazoa; Cnidaria; Hydrozoa; Anthoathecata; Hydridae.
AUUAGUUAGUAAAAAAAAAAAAUUAAUAAAAUGAGACCAACGCAAUUUAUGAUAAUGUGUAUAGAGCUCUAAUAUGUUGGGUAUUCAAUUGGUGUGUUUGGGAUUGUUUUUUUUUUAUUCUAUGUUUUUUGAUAGUUUCAAAUAUGCUCAACCCAAAGGAACGAGUUCCUAGUCCAAAUUUGCAUGCUUUAAAGUGCACAACAUUUGGUUCUUCAUCACCAAUUCAAUUGAAUGUGCCACUUAUAUCUCCAUGGAAAAAAAGUAAAGUGGGCUGUAUAAUACAGCCAAGAUCGAAUGAAGAUUUCCAACAAUCAUUGGAUUUAGAAUUGAACCACUUUAACAAAAAUCCAACAUCUUUCAAUAUAGGUGAUGGUGGUGUUUCAUUUAAGGAAAUGACAAAUAAACAGUUUCAGUAUGCCAUGCUAAUGAAGCUAGAUUUGCUGCAGCAGAAUCAACUUAGAAUAAUGGAGCGAUUGGACAACAUAGAAACAAAGCCAAAAAGUUGUACUACUGAUGAAGGUUCCAUAACUACAAUCCCACACAGAGAUAUUAGGUGUUUUAAUGAAGAAGAGGAAACUCUCAAAGCAAGUUCUAGUGCUGUGAAAAACAAGAUCACUCAAAUCAAAUCCAUUGGUGGUGCAACAGCACGAAAAACUGUCAAAAAUGUUUUAAACCAGUUAAUGGUGCCACAAGUCCAAAACUUAUUUAGAAAAGAUGGAUUAAAAGGCAAUCUUAAAAUACAAGCAAUUGCAAUUUACUUUUUUGUUUGUUUAGUAGGCUUAGUAUCCAAAAAAACCGGUUAUGAUGCCGCAACUAUCGAAGCCCUUGUUGGCGACUUAUUGAAGCGGGCGUUGCCAAAAGUAGACAUGAUUACUGCAGUUUACCAUGCUGUUAUGAAUGGUAAACAGCAGCAAUUAUUACCUUUCUAG